GGAGGGGCCGCUGCUGAUGUUGUUUACAGUUGCAGGUUGCAAUAUUAACUUUCACGCAGGUAUCAUGGCGGGGACGUCACGACAUGAUCGGGAGAUGGCAGUGAACGCCAAAAAACAGCUGUCUGUGUGCACAGACCCUGUGGAAAGCUUGAGGUUGCAGUGUCUUGCAAGAGGCUCUUCUGGCAUCAAGGGUCUGGGCAGAACAUUCAAGAUAAUGGAUGAUGACAAUAACCGUACGUUAGAUAUGAAGGAGUUUAUCAAGGGCCUUAAUGACUAUGGUGUCCUCAUCGAGAAAGAGGAUGCCGUGGCAAUGUUUCAGCGUUUUGACCGGGACAACAGUGGAUUCAUCGACUUUGAUGAAUUUCUCCUCACUCUCAGGCCUCCAAUGUCCAAUGCCAGGAAGGAGGUGAUCAUGCAGGCCUUUAGGAAGCUGGAUAAGACUAAUGACGGGGUGAUCACUAUUGAAGAUCUAAGAGGGGUUUACAAUGUCAAGUACCACCCCAAAUAUCAAAACGGGGAAUGGACAGAGGAGCAAGUAUUCCGCAAAUUCCUGGACAGCUUCGACUCUCCUUACGACAAGGAUGGACAGGUCACCAAGGAGGAGUUUCUCAACUACUACUGCGGAGUCAGCGCCUCCAUCGAUAGUGAUGUCUAUUUCAUUCUCAUGAUGAAAAAUGCAUGGAAAUUAUGAGUUUUAAGCUGAUACAUUUAUGAUAAUGAUUUUUAAUGGACAGUUCUUCAAGGUGCUUUCUUAAACUAAUAUUUCGUUAUGGAAAUCAUGUUGACAAACUAAACUAAUAUUUAUAAUUUUCCAAUGAUAUGCAAAUGGUUAUGAAUGACCUGUUCAUAUUUUGUGCAAUGUUAAAAUGUCACUCUCUCCACAAGCUAACUAACGACAUCGAGCUAUACAGUGGGGCAAAAAAGUAUUUAGU
This is a messenger RNA of Oncorhynchus masou masou (cherry salmon), 932 nucleotides long. RefSeq names its product calcyphosin-like protein. The record is from RefSeq and is a predicted model, not a curated record. NCBI's taxonomy places the organism in Eukaryota, Metazoa, Chordata, Actinopteri, Salmoniformes, Salmonidae. Gene Ontology annotation, molecular function: calcium ion binding. The transcript has 5 exons. Bases 17 to 691 code for a protein of 224 amino acids.